UCCAAAUCCAAGGAAAGCUUCUCUCCGCUUCUCCGCACUCUUAGAACAAUUCGCCUUCCAUCCCCGAUUCGCUCUUAUAUAUAGGGUAAAGUAAUCGAAUAUCAGAAAGAGAGAAACACACAGUAGAAGGGAGAUCGAUCGCCAACAAUGGAUUUCCGUAGUCUCAGUUUGGAAAACCCGCUCAUCUCAACGCUGCAUUAUCUGGUAGAUCUGCCGGAGGAAUGGGAGAACUCCGUAAACUCCCCGAUGAAAUCAUUCGUGCGCGACACACGGGCGAUGGCUUCAACGCCGGCCGACGUCAAGGAGCUGCCGUCGGCCUACGAAUUCGUGCUCGAUGUGCCUGGUCUCAAAUAUAGCGACAUCAAUGUGGAGAUCAAGGACGAAAACCUGCUCGUCAUCACCGGUGAGCGCUUGCGGAAUGACGAGAAGGACGAGGAAGAAGGAAAGUACCUUCGGAUUGAACGCCGGAUGGGGAAAUUUAUGCGCAAGUUCACCCUCCCGGAUAACGUCAAUGUCGAAGUCAUCUCUGCAGUUUGCCGGGAGGGGGUUCUCACCGUUACCGUGGAGAAGCUUCCGCCGCCUGAGCAGAACAAGACCAAGAAGAUCGAGGUCAAGAUUGCCUAAAUCCAUGAGUUAAUCUUAAUUGUAGGGUUUGCUUUGCUAUCGUCGUUUAAGCGUUUGUUGAGUUUUUGUUUGUUUGUCGUGAGAUUGAAUUACUGUUCUCUGAUUUCAGUUCUGUUGCGUUCUGUUUUAUCGAUGAAGAACUUAUCUUCGUCAGUUUGGUUUAAUCUUUUCUAUGCAAAUAAGUGCAGAUAAAUACUGUACAAACCUUUUUUCAUUUCUUCUGUAUCGGCUACUCGCAGUUAAUAAAUUCUCUGAUCCAAAGGGAUC
Molecule: messenger RNA, 891 nt
Organism: Dendrobium catenatum
Lineage: Eukaryota; Viridiplantae; Streptophyta; Magnoliopsida; Asparagales; Orchidaceae
Product: 17.0 kDa class II heat shock protein
Exons: 1
Coding region: 148-624 (158 amino acids)
Biological process (GO): response to hydrogen peroxide; protein complex oligomerization; protein folding
Source: RefSeq, a predicted model, not a curated record